Molecule: messenger RNA, 4340 nt
Organism: Scophthalmus maximus (turbot)
Lineage: Eukaryota; Metazoa; Chordata; Actinopteri; Pleuronectiformes; Scophthalmidae
Gene: dync2i1
Product: dynein 2 intermediate chain 1
Exons: 23
Coding region: 124-3285 (1053 amino acids)
Biological process (GO): intraciliary transport
Cellular component (GO): cytoplasmic dynein complex
Molecular function (GO): dynein light chain binding; dynein heavy chain binding
Source: RefSeq, a predicted model, not a curated record
UUCCGACAGACUGCGCGUGCGCGCCGCGAAAGAGCUAUACCAUCAUGGCGGCGUCAGUACAAAAAUAUGAGCUAGUUUUCAGUGAUUGAAAACACUCCAGCUAUUAAUAACACAGAUGAGAACAUGCAUAACGAAAAGAAAAUAACCAAAGAAGACACAUGGAGACCAGCUGACCUGAGAAGACAUAUCAGGGAGGGCGAACAAGGUGAUGAAAAUGUCAGGAGGCGAGAUGACAGUGAGAGAAAGCACCGUGGUGGAGAAUCUUUGGAGAGACGCCCCAGAGACCCAGAGAGGGAGUCCAGACGAGAAAGAGACAAGCACAGGGAAAGUACAAGAGAGAGAAGAGAUGUAGAUAGAAAAGAAAGAUCUUUUGAGCUAAGUAAACAUGCCUCACAGGACAGAAGAGGUGAUAAGGAAAGGGACAAGGAGAGGAAAAAGGAAACGGACAGACUGGGGGAUGGAGAUAUGUACAGUGAUGAUAACAGAGAUAAUGGGGACAAAAAAAGGGAAAGAGAGGACAAGCAUGAUAGGGAGAGAGAGAAGGAAAGGCACAGAGAUAAGGAGAAAGACAGGGUUAGCGAUAGAGAGAGACGCAAUGGGGAGGACAGGGACAAAAAGAGAGAAGAGAGGGACAAGGAAAGAAGUAGGGAAGAAUAUCACAGAGAGCACAGGACUGAAAGGGAGAGAAGGCGACAUGAGGAAAGUGGAGACAGAGUCAGAGACCAGAGAGAGCGGCAUCGGGAGAGAGAGCGACCCAAAGAUGGACGUGAAGAAAAGAGGAAUGACAAAGGAAGACUUGCAGGCAGGAAGCAUUCAGAACAGAAAGAUGAAAGCGAGUACAGAGAAGAACACAGAAGACUUACAGAGGAGAGAGAAAGGAAACAAAAAGAGAGAGGAUAUGGCGAUCAUAAGCCAAAGCAUGACAGUGAAUCCAGGGAGCACAGAGACUUGAAGAGGUCGGGUGAGGAGGAAAGGCAUCAUCGUGGUGACAGAGAGCGAGCUGAAUGGGACAAACACAAAGAGAGAAAGCACAGAGAGGAAGGACAUCAAGAAAGAAAACACAGAGACAGAAGGCACAGAGAAGAAGAGGACCUAGAAAGAAUUCACAGAGACAAAGGCACCUCCAAGAAAUCAGCCUCUGACAAGAGUCACGGGCACGAGAUUAAUACAGUCAAAACAGAGGUUGUCAAUGAUUUGGCUGACCAGGAGUAUGAAGAUGAUUUUGAGAAACUGGAUUAUGAGGAAGAUUUUGAGGAGCUGGAUCAGAGUGAAGAUGAAGGUGAGGAUGAUAAGGAGCCAGUGCUUCCACAAGUGGGAGAAGAAAAAGAGGAAGUUCUGUCCCAAAAGAGAAAGGAGAUCGAAGCAAUUCAGAGAGCAAUGGAUGAAGAGAAUGAGAGAGUUGGUUCAGCUCAGUUCUCACAAAGUAUGAGGAGAGGGGAGGAAGAUGGACCUAAAUGGUCCAGAGGGUCUGAAAAGAACCAGAGUCGAGACUCUCAUCGUGGGAGGUUUAUUGACUUUGUGGCAGCAAAGCAGCGCGAAGUCAGCAAGAAAGUUGCCACAAAACAGAAGAAACGCAGCACAGAGCUGCUUCGAUUAAUUGAUCUGGAUUUCUCAAUGAAAAUCUCCCUGUUAGAUCUCCCCCCUGUAAAUGAGUAUGACAUGUAUAUUCGAACCUUUGGAACUGAAAAUACCAAACAGGCCUAUGUUCAAUGUAAUGAGGAUAAUGCAGAUCGAGAUAUUCAAACGGAGGAGAUAGAGGUGUGUGAGAAGUGGACACAGCAUCCUCCAGAGCACAAUGGAGCCUGUGGAGAUCCAAACCUUUCUCAGGAAGCACGAGAAAAAAACAGUGAAAUUAACUAUGAUUCCCAGCGUCUGGCAGCAUUUCUGCAUUCAGCCUCACAGGUCAUGGUUGUCCUGUUGGAAGAAGAUCAAGCUGAGAGAAAAUCCCUGAGGAAGUUGAGGACUCAAACAGACACACUGUCUUUCAGCGAUGGAAGUUUACAGCUCAACACCAAGUUGCCUUUUCUCUAUGGUCGACAAAUCAAUCUGCUGCACUUCUCUCAAGUCCAGAUGAACACUGUGAUGUCAGUCCACACACCAACAACUAAGCCCAGCGCAGUGCGUCUCGACAGCUCCACCAUCAUCUGCAUCUGGAACAUCUGGGAGCCAUCUAGACCUCAGAAGAUCCUUGUCUAUGAAUCAGAGGUGCAGUGUUGCUGUUUCAGCCCUGGAAAGGCCAUAUUGGUGUUUGCGGGCACAUCAGUUGGCUCUGUUGUGCUGUGGGACCUGAGGGAGCAUGCUAGUAACCACUGCCUCCUGAAGAUAGGGGAGGAUGAAUGGUGCUUCAGACAACCUACCUUCUCCACUGAUGCAGUAAUGGCUGGCUCAGGACAUUUCUCAUCUGUGUCGUCUGUAGAGGUUGUCCCCUCCACAGUAGCAGGGGGGCUGAGGCCAGAGGUCCCCCUUUUGGUAUCUGAAGAAGAGUCGUCGGGAUUGUCGUUCCAGCUGGCUUCUCUGGAUGAUAUCGGGGUUUUACAUUUCUGGGUGGUAGUGGAACUCCCAAGAGCCAACGAAGCAGGCUCUCCAACAGAUCUAGGACUAAGGCCUGGGGGAAAAGUCAAGUUGCUCCACAGCUCCUCCCUCCUCACGGCUGAGAGGGUGUCACCAGGAGAUGCAGUGAAAACGGGGCCAUUACAGGCUCGUCAUUUAAAGUUUCUUCCAUCUGACUCCAAUCAUUUCUUUAUUGGCACCAAUAUGGGUCUAGUCAGUCAUGGAACAAGUCACGGUUUGAAGGCUGCUCCAAAGUUUUACAGGUUUCAAGAGGCUGAAGUCCAACCUAUUGAUGUCAGCUCAAUCCACUUUUCUCCCUUCAGACAAAACUUGUUCUUGGUGGGUUGUAGUGAUGGCAGCAUCAGGUUGCAUGCAGUCAGCCAGGAGCAGCCUGUGGCAGAGUGGAGGAACAGUACAGCAGGUGAACCGGUGAUCUCACUGCAGUGGGCGCAAACCAGGCCGACAGUCUUCUGUGUGCUCGAUGCAGCCUCUAACCUCCACAUAUGGGACUUGCUGAAAAAUGACACAGAGCCUGUGCUCACUGAGAGGAUAUCUGCGGACAGGGUGACAGACAUGGCUGUGUUUGGAGACUCAGGAAAACAAAACACAUAUUCAGGAAUAGCCCUCGUACACGAGUCAGGAAAAAUAGAGAUGCAGUACUUUAAAAGAAAUUUUACUCUGCUCAUUCCUGCAGAGGAGGUGAAGCUGGAGACUCUGAUGACUGAAGCCUUAUGAAGAACUGCAUCUGAAAUGGCUGCAUUUAGACUAACGUGUUUGAGUUCAUUCAAAUGAUUUACUGUAUUUUUACACCGGUUGCACCAACUGGUCUUUACUAAGACUGGUCUUAACUGCUAAGACCGUCGUAGUUACGACCAGUCUUUAGAAUUAAAUUAACUUUGGUUGCACCAAUCAAACAUAAAGGGGCAGUAAGCGAUUUUGGAGAAAGCUUUUCUCUCUUUUUUUGUUGUUGUUGUGAUUUUACUGCUCUGGCCAGGUCGUGAACCCGCAACCUCAGGUAAGGGAGAUCGACGCACUAACCAAUAGGCCAAAACCACAGAGUUCCAGCGCCACCCACUAGCAGGUGUCGAUGAGUGAUGUUUAUAAACUGCACUCACUGUUGUGAGGUGCGGUCCGCACCGUUUUUGUUUUUCCGAUUUACAGAGCCAGGACUGAGACGAAAACACUGAAAAAAAUUUGGCGUAGGCACAGAAGCGACAGCUAGCGGACCAUGAGGAAAUAUUUUCAGAUUUUUACAAAACGUGUAUUGCUCUAGAAUCGCUUACUGCCUCUGUAAGAUUAUUCUAAUCUACGCCUGGUUAUAGCGAUAUAUGUUCAUGUGAGCGGCCAAUUUUUUGCCAAUGGACAAUGAUCCCAGUGAUGGUUGAUGGUCAGAGUGAUCACUAUAGCCUAUUUAUUAAUAUUAAAUUUAAUCUGCCCCGCCACACAUGUCAUCAUGUCAGCAUAAACAUGCAGUUGGUGCAACUGGCCCAGGGGGCCGAAGAGCAUCAGUAUCAAUUUAUGAAUCUGUUUUUGUCACUGUCACUUUGAAUAGUGCAUGUUCAAUUUGAUGUGUCAGGUUUUUCUUUAGAAACUGAUGAUACAUGGCUUGAACAGCAAUGAGAGGAAUGUGGCGAGAUACCAAAGAUCCUACACAAUUCAUUUAAUAUCCUCCAUUAGGAUAAAUACAUAAUAUUGAUGUUUGUUGGUGUAAAUAUUUAUACUUUUUGACUAAUAGGAAAUAUUUGUGGUAACAAGUUACAUUUUUGUAAAAUAAAUUGAGUAUAUAUGUA